AUUGGGAACCACUAUUCAUCCACCUGUUUCUAGUGUAUUUUAUUUCCAACGGACCCAUUUCCUUCAACUACUCCGCUCUCAUUUUGGUCCGUCCUUCCGACUUCCGCCUCAGCUACGAGCCGAGAUGGCCCCAACCAAGAAAGGAGAGAAAAAGAAGGGGCGUUCAGCCAUCAACGAGGUGGUGACCAGAGAGUACACCAUCAAUAUCCACAAGCGCAUUCAUGGAGUGGGUUUCAAGAAGAGGGCUCCCCGUGCCAUCAACGAGAUCCGCAAGUUCGCCAUGAAGGAGAUGGGAACUCCUGAUGUCCGCAUCGACACUCGCCUCAACAAGGCAGUGUGGAGCAAGGGGAUCAGGAACGUGCCGUACAGGAUGCGCGUACGGCUUUCCAGGAAGCGUAACGAGGAUGAGGACUCUGCCAACAAACUCUACACCCUGGUCACAUACGUUCCUGUCACCACAUGCAAAGGUCUGCAGACUGUCAACGUUGAUGAAAAUUAAAUUUGUGGAAUAAAUUAAAAAUACAAAGAA
Xiphophorus hellerii (green swordtail) is the source of this 529-nucleotide messenger RNA. RefSeq names its product ribosomal protein L31 (gene rpl31). Gene Ontology annotation, biological process: cytoplasmic translation. The record is from RefSeq and is a predicted model, not a curated record. Bases 125 to 499 code for a protein of 124 amino acids. The transcript is spliced from 5 exons. Gene Ontology annotation, molecular function: structural constituent of ribosome. Gene Ontology annotation, cellular component: ribosome; cytosolic large ribosomal subunit. NCBI's taxonomy places the organism in Eukaryota, Metazoa, Chordata, Actinopteri, Cyprinodontiformes, Poeciliidae.